Micropterus salmoides (largemouth bass) is the source of this 983-nucleotide messenger RNA. It is a transcript of the gene tmie, whose product is annotated as transmembrane inner ear. The transcript is spliced from 4 exons. Lineage: Eukaryota; Metazoa; Chordata; Actinopteri; Centrarchiformes; Centrarchidae. The record is from RefSeq and is a predicted model, not a curated record. The coding region runs from base 295 to 954 and encodes 219 amino acids.
UUGGCUCUCUCGAUUGUAGUAGAGCUGUUUUGAGCUGCCUGCAGUGGUGAUCGCUGGUGUGUCUUUGGGUUUCUGCAGUGUUGUGGGAGAAGACCAAGAUUUAGAGGAGCAGAGCAGCAACUGUGGAUGGGAGGAAGGCGUCAGCACCAUAGUAACCAUUAAUCACCCAGGGCCAUUGUGGUCCUGUCCUGUAUACGGCGCCAGUGCAGGCAGGCAGACAGAGAGAAAGAAGAAGAGGCAGGGGAAGAGGGAGAGAGGGGGCAGGGUGGCUGCAGGGAGAAAGAGGGGCAGAGAAUGUUUGGGGAUCAGCCUGUAUGUCCACCUCAGCUCCUGCCAUGGGGCUGGGGAGCAGUGCUGCUGUCUCAGUGCUUGUCCUCCGUGUUCUCCCAGAUCCCGGAUCCUGAGCUUUUACCCACAGAUCCCCCAAAGAAGCCAGACCCUGUCACAUCAGAGACCGUUGUUUUCUGGGGCCUGCGGUUAUGGCAGGUUAUCGGUAUCUUUGCUGUGUUUGCUUUAGCAGUUGUUAUCACUCUAUGUUGUAUAUUCAAAUGUCGAAUCCCAAGAACUAAAAAGGAAAUAGAGGCUCGGCACGCGCAAAGACAGGCUGCCAAGAAAUACGCCAACACAUUAGAGACAGUGCCACCUCUAAAUGAGCUGACCGAGAUCCCAGGAUCUGCUAAAGCAGAAGAAAAGGAGGAAGUGACAACAGUCUCAGGGAAAGUGGAUGCCGAUAAAAAAGAAAAGAAGACCAAGGAGGGCAAGAAAGAGGGUAAGGGUGCCAAAGAAGGGAAAGGAGAUGAAAAGGAUGCAUCAACAAAGAAGAAGGGUGAAAGGGAAGCAACCAAGAAAGAAGCUGGUGAGGGGAAAGGGAAGAAAUCUGGAGAGAAGGGAGACAGAGGGGAAAAAGGAGGCAAAGGAGGGGCUAAAGGAGGAUCCAAGAAAGCUCAAAAGUGAACUCUGCCUUUCAUGGACAAACACAGAAA